AUGUCUAAGAUGCCUGCGCCCACUUUGCCCGCACCUGCCUCCCUCACCUCCCUCCCCGCCGAGAUCCUCCUCAAUAUCGUCUUACAGCUCGACCUGCCCACUGCACUCUCACUCGCCUGUGCUUCCUCGGCUCUCACGUCCAUCGCGGAUCAUCGCAUCUGGCAGGUUGUCGCAGCCACCGACCGGUGGAGGGACUUUUCGGAUUCGCAAUAUACCUCCUUUGAGGAGCGGGAAGCGCGUGUGAAGCAGGCGCAUGCGAGGCUUCUGGACACGAUCCUGGAACGGAUAGAUGGUCGCCGCAAGGGUCUCAUCAAGUGCCUAUCUAUCCUCAUCCGCACCGAAACCGACGACGCAACAAUGCGGAUCCUUUCUCUUGCCGCAUCGACGGUCCGGCGACUAAGAAUAGAUGGCGGGUCAUGGACGUGGAGUACCAGCUUCGACAGUCGUGUCCUGGACACCGGCCUCUCGCUCCUGCGGCUGAGCUAUCUCAAUCUGGGCGAAGCAUGUGUGUGUAACGCAGAAUUCGUUCUGUUGAUGCUCAGCGCUGCGCCCAACCUCGAGGUGCUCGACAUCCAUCUCUCCGACACCGCCGGACACGCUGGUCCUCAAUACCCAGCACUCACCGGAAGCACCAAACUUCGGAAUUUACAAAUCUACCAUGACUGGCGAUCCAAAGAGGAGGAGUCUAUCACGCGCAUGCGCAAAGUCAUAUUUGCUAUCCUCAAUCACAGUCCUCUGCUCGAGGUGCUGGUCAUGGAUAUGCCAGAUCUCGAGCUGCAACGGCACGCCGGUCCGAGGCCCUUGGCCAUACUACCCCUCCUAGCUCGCCUGCAUUACACGUCGCACACUGCGCUGUUCGGUCGCAACGUACCACUGCUGCAAACACCGGUUCUCAGCCAGAUCGUCGUUGAUGUAAGAGUUAACUUGAACCUGGCUCUGGACUUCCCUGCAUGCCCAAAUGUCGAAGUCCUUGGCUUUGACUGCUCCCUAGAAUCUGCGGCAAACACAGUCAAUGAUAUCCCCUUCCUCGCUCCAUGUCCAGUGCAGAGCAUUCCCUCGCAUCUCGCGGCCCGACUCCGUGACUGCUCUCGUCUUCGGUACAUCCUCAUCGCCGACAACACGGCUCUCACCCGAUCCGACGAGGGGUGGAAUCAUUUCUCCGUUUUCUCGGACGGGCAGACGCCAUAUACCGGAUUCGUUCGGUCAUUCCGCCACAAUGGGAGCGAGAUGCUUCACUUGCGUGUACUCUUGCGCGAAUCGACAGAGAUGCCAUACGGCGGAGACGGUGUCCCGGUCGUCCAGUGGGUGCCGCUUAUCCGGAGCGAGCCAGCUCUUCCAGGGCGCACCUGCUGGCAGGAUUUCACCGACUGGGAAGGGCAAGUGGUGCCGAUGGCCAUAUUGGGUCAGAUGAGACGAAAGGAAGCGGGCAAGGCGGAUUGGUAUCAGCGGGGAGUUGAGGUGCCGGCGCCAACGUGGAAGAUUUUGGAGGACUGGAGGGACGGGUUGCGGGUUUGA
Dioszegia hungarica is the source of this 1515-nucleotide messenger RNA. RefSeq lists its product as uncharacterized. The record is from RefSeq and is a predicted model, not a curated record. Lineage: Eukaryota; Fungi; Basidiomycota; Tremellomycetes; Tremellales; Bulleribasidiaceae. Gene Ontology annotation, molecular function: protein binding. The transcript has 3 exons. The coding region runs from base 1 to 1515 and encodes 504 amino acids.